GCGGCAAAAUUUAACAAAAGAAAGGUGUUGAAUCUGUAACUUCCCCACCGACUACUGAACUCUCCAUUUCAGUUUUCCCUCCCGAAAUCAAAACCCAGAAAGGAAUUUUCCGACCAUUCAAAUCCCGUACAACCGCUGAAAAUUGAGUGAUCGGAUUCCAUGUUAACGCCGCCGUUUUCGAGUCUCGGCGAAUCAUAGCAGGGUCAGCGGCGGGUUAAUCAGCAGAUAGAUUCCUGAAAUGGGAGACAAAGAAGACCAGCUUGAUAUGACGCAAAAGGGUUUCAUACCCUAUUAUGGACAAUUGUUUGAUUCAGACGACGAAGCUUACAAAUUCUACAACAUGUAUGCAGCAACCAUUGGAUUUGGUGUUCGAAAAGAAUAUUGUAACAAAGAUAAAUUGGGAAUGGUAACUUCAAGGAAGUUUGCAUGUAAUAAAGAAGGAUUCCGGCGUCAGGAUAAAAGGGAUAGGGAAACAAAGAGACCUCGUACAGAAACUAAGACAGGAUGUCUUGCUUGUGUCAUUAUACUACUUGACAGGGACACAAAAAUGUAUAAGGUGACACAAUUUGUGGCAGAGCACAAUCAUCCAUUGCAUAUUCCACAAUGCGUACACAUGAUCCCCUCACAGAGAAGGACAACAAUUACACAGGAUAAUUCUGAAUUGGUUGAUGCAUAUGGGUUAUCAUUGAAGCAGUCCAAUAACCUUGUAGAUAAGUUGGGGUAUCUUCCAAACAAGCGCUCUAGAGGCUUAAGGUUUGGGGAAGCUGGAACCAUUUUCAGAUAUUUUCAACAGCAACUUCUGGAAAACCCAUCAUUUUACUUUGCUGUACAAUUGGAUAGUGAGGAACAAUUAACUAAUGUCUUUUGGGCUGAUGCAAGGAUGACUAUAGACUACAAAUAUUUUGGAGAGGUGGUUACUUUUGACACGACAUUUAGAACAAACGAGGAAUAUCGUCCUUUGGGCAUUUUUCUGGGAUUUAAUCAUCACCGCCAGAUGGUAAUAUUUGGUGCUGCACUAUUAUAUGAUGACAGUGUUGACUCCUACAAAUGGUUGUUCCAAACCUUUCUAGAAGCCAUGUCUGGUAAGCCACCGAGAACAUUCUUCACGGAUCAAGAACCAGCCAUGGCAAAAGCUUCAGCUUCAGUGAUGCCAAACACCUUCCAUGGGUUGUGCACGCAUCAUAUUCGUCAAAAUUUCCUGAAACACCUUGGCCACAUGAUGAGGACUGAAACGGGUCUGGUACAAUUGUUUAGCAAGUGUAUGCUUGAAAUUGAAGAUGAAGUAGCAUUUGAGGAAACUUGGAGAGAGAUGCUUCAGAAACAUAACCUGGAUUCUAAUACAUGGCUUAAGAGUAUUUAUGAGCUGAGAGAAAAAUGGGCAAAGACAUACAUGAAGACAAAGCUCACAUUAGGCAUGCGAAGCAAGCAACUCAGCAAAAGCUUCAAUGCAGACCUCAAGCAUCAUUUAAAGACUGAUCAAGAUUUGGUGGAAUUCUUUACCGAGUUUCAUAGGGCUGUUGAGAAAAGAAGAUACAAAGAAUUGACUGCUGAAUAUGGGGCAAGGCAAAAGGUACCAAGUUUGAAGAUAAAGUACUCACCCAUGCUUAAUCAGGUUGCAGAGAUAUAUACUCCUACUAUAUUUGAGGAGUUCCAAGAUGAGUUUGACGUAUCUCUUGCCUUGGUAGUGAAGGGUCAUACAGUAAAUGAUAAUGUGCAUGAGUAUAUGUUGGCACGCUUUGAUGGAGGAGAUGAUCAGAGAGUCAUUUGUGAGAAAUCUACUCAAUCAGUCUUGUGUAGUUGUCAGAAGUAUGAAUGUGAAGGAAUUUUGUGCUCCCAUGCAAUCAAAGUACUAGAUUUACUUAACAUAAAGUUAGUGCCUAAUGAUUUAAUAGAAAAGAGAUGGACAAGAGAUGCAAAAAAAGGAAUUUUGAAAGGACCUAACCAGGAGAAUGAUAUGGAGGAGGAUGUCCAUUUGAAAGUUGUAGGGCGGUAUAGAAUGCUGUGUUCAACUUUAGUUAGGGUUGCUAUUAGGGCUGCAGAAUGUCAAGAAGCUACAGACUACCUUGUGCAAUGUGUGGAUAAGUUGACAAGAAAAGUUGAAGAAAUAUGUAAUAAGCAGAUGUCAAUUGAACAAGCUAGCACAAAUCACCAGUCAUCUUAUAAUGCAACAGACCAAGAAGAUGUUUUGGUAAUUUCCAUGGAUGUAAACCCAUCAGGCUCAAAAAGUGGACAGGGCUGCAAGUCCAAUAAACGGACAGGAAGCUGGACUGACAUGUUCGGUGAAAAGAGUAUGUAUGAGUCAAAUAACAACCAAGUUCAGGUAAUUGCUGAUCAAAGCCAAGAAGUUUCAGUUGACCAUGUGUCUUCUCCUCAAUCAGCUAAUAACUCUGUUUCAGCUAGGUCUUGCUCCCAAUCUACUAGUGACCCUUUGCAUUUACAUCAAGCUACUACGUGUCCGUCCCAGGAUAGCAAUAGCAAUUCCCUCUUUGGUCAAUCUUCUGUGGAAGUGGUCCAACGUGCGAACAAUGGUGCUGUAUUGGAAAAUAGGAACUUCUUAAUGAACUUCAAUGGGCUUGGUACUGCAAUGUCUCCCACUGGAACUCAGUUUCUGAUGGUAAAGCAAUCCAUAUUCUAUUAUCACCAUAUGUAUCUGCAGAGUUUGUACUUGUGUGAUUAAUUUUUAAUUACUUUUAUAUUGGGGUGCUUUUGCUGGUGCACAGCCACAUUGGGCUGCUAAUCAGAGCUGAGAAAUCAACUAUCAGUUGUCAUCAACAUACCUGCUUGUGAGGGGUUUGCAAGAUAAUCUAUUUUAUGUAAAGUUCCUAGGUUAUAUGAUGUAUUUUUGUGGCUAAUGCAAAUUGUAAUGGAGUACUAAGCUCUUCUUUAUGGAAUAUAAUAUCUUUUUGAA
Messenger RNA from Coffea eugenioides, 2908 nucleotides. Its product is annotated as protein FAR1-RELATED SEQUENCE 7-like. The transcript is spliced from 6 exons. The record is from RefSeq and is a predicted model, not a curated record. The coding region runs from base 239 to 2677 and encodes 812 amino acids. Gene Ontology annotation, molecular function: zinc ion binding. Lineage: Eukaryota; Viridiplantae; Streptophyta; Magnoliopsida; Gentianales; Rubiaceae. Gene Ontology annotation, biological process: regulation of DNA-templated transcription.